GUUGGAGAACGGCCUGAGCUCUUGCAAAACUUCUUUUGUCUCGCGUUUAAAAAGUGGUGGAAGCGAGAAACGAGAAUAACGCGCAGUUGUACUAUAAAACAGUCCACGAAUUUUUUCACUGCCGCGAUAUCACGCUCCCAGGAGUCUCAGAGCCACGGAGGAAGGAAAAGCAAUUCUCAGGGCCAACUCUCAACAUUGAUCGACACGAUACAGUCGGCAAUAUCGGCGAGAAACGAAACUGAGCCGAACGAGGCUACUCCUCUUUGUAACCUGACCACAGAACACCCAUAGACCUGACUUGCAUGCAGCAGGUCGUGCUUGCAUGCCAAUCCAAUCCAAGUAGCCGCCGCUUUCUACUCGGGCCCUUCUCGACCAUUCUAUUCUGCAUUAUGUGUACUCACGGUUUUCCCGUUCUCGUUUCGCCACUUUACAUUUCACGCUUUUUCCUGCAACCUCUUUCCUCCGUUGAGACAAGCUUGCGGGAUCUGAAGGCUGUUCUAGACGAGAUCUUAUUGCGCCGUCGGUCUGCUAACGGUGCGGAGUCUUUUUCGGUUCUGUCCCUGUAGCUCGGGUGUAAACGCACAGGUGCUCACGGAAAGCAAUGUUUCUAAUCGGACUGACCGGCGGCAUCGCGUCCGGUAAGAGCACGGUCGCCAGCAUCUUGCUUUCGCUCGGAAUCGAUGUCAUAGACGCUGACAAGAUCGCCCGCGAUGUCGUCGAGCCUGGAAAGCCCGCCUGGGUCCAGAUUCGACGGGAAUUCGGCUCGGAGGUGCUGUUAAACGACGGCCAGCUCAACCGCCCCGCACUCGGACGGAUCGUGUUCGCCGACCACGAGAAGAGACGCAAGCUAAACAGGAUCACGCAUCCAGAGAUACACAAGGAAAUGGCCUUCCAGAGCCUCAAGCUGUUACUCAGGGGCCGCCAGUUCGUCGUGGUCGACGUGCCGCUGCUGUACGAGACGAAGACGAUGUUGCGCUUCGUGCACAAGGUGAUUGUCGUGAAGUGCACACCCGCGCAGCAGGUCGAGCGGCUAAUGCUGAGAAACGGCUUUACCGAGGAAGAGGCGAGGAGGCGCAUCGAGUCUCAACUGCCCUUGGAGCAGAAGUGCGCCCUAGCCGAUUUCGUCAUCGACAACACCGGGGACCCGGACAGGGUGCGCGCUCAGGUCGAAGACAUCGUCCGCCAGCUCAGGAGCUCGUGGGCCCACUGGAAGGUGCGCGGCACCGUGCUGGUGGCUCUGCUGGGGCUGUUGCUAGGUGUCAUGUGGUUGAUAGCUCGCGUCUCUAGUGCGCUUUAACUUCGACAAAAAAAAAAAAAAAAAGGGCCACGUAGGCUGUCCAUUGUGUGCACUCCAAUGUGCCUUUCGUAAGCUCUCAGAUCCCUCUACAUCUGACUGGAGUAGCUGUUAGACUGCAUUACCUGCUGCCGUGGCACACCUCCAAAGCUGUGGAAAUCGAGGGAAAGAUUGCAAUUCUCGUUUCAAGGCAUUGCAAGUUGUAACCGUUAACCAACUGCUGGAAGCAUCACCUAAGCAUAGACUUGAUGGUAUGCUCACGUCAUGCUCAUGUCAUGGUAAUACAACGGUGGCUUUAAAUAAUGUAUUUUAAUACCGGUGCAAGGUGUACAUACACAGGGUUUUAUACAAGAAUAAUUAUUUUUGUGUUCAUGUAUGAAUUGCAACACACAGUGAUAAAUAUAUUAACUAUGAUACCGA
Molecule: messenger RNA, 1714 nt
Organism: Dermacentor silvarum
Lineage: Eukaryota; Metazoa; Arthropoda; Arachnida; Ixodida; Ixodidae
Gene: Dpck
Product: dephospho-CoA kinase
Exons: 1
Coding region: 602-1297 (231 amino acids)
Biological process (GO): coenzyme A biosynthetic process
Molecular function (GO): dephospho-CoA kinase activity; ATP binding
Source: RefSeq, a predicted model, not a curated record